CUUGUAGAAAGGGAAAAUUAAAGAAUUGAAAAGGAUUAACUUAAAGCAAUCAUACCCUAAUGCGUAUGUUUUUAGAAUGCUAUAAGUUAAACAAUACAUAAUAAUAUGGAGAAACUAGUUCCCUAUUGAACAUUGAACCAUUUUGAGAACUGAGUUCUAUAGUCGAUAUUUUCAAUGAAUUUCCAAUGGGUAUUCUUUAGAGGCAGCCUCCCAUGACCUAUAGGAAAAUACCAGUGAAUAUUGAUAUCACGUUGGCACACAUUAACAAAAUAAUACACCUCGCUCAAUCAUCUGGCGCAGGCCGCACGAGCUGUGCUCCAGAACGGCGCCCAGAUCUCCCAAAUGUUGAGUGAUCUGAACCGCGUGGAUUUCCACAAUGUGCAGGAACAGGCCGCCUGGGUGAGUCAGUGUGCCCCGGCUGUGGUUCAGAGAUUGGAGAGCGACUUCAAGGCCGCCCUGCAGCAGCAGAGCUCGCUGGAGCAGUGGGCCAGCUGGCUGCAGCUCGUGGUCGAGUUGGCCAUGGAGGAGUACACGGGCAAGCCGACAUAUGCGCGGGCCGCCCGCCAGUUCCUGCUCAAGUGGAGCUUCUACAGCUCGAUGAUCAUCCGGGACUUGACGCUGCGCUCGGCCUCGAGCUUCGGCUUCUGUUCGACGAGUAUAUGUUCUAUCUGGUGGAGCACAAGAUAGCCGAGGCGCAGCAGAAGACGGCCAUAGCGGUCGUAUGCGAACGCAUG
Messenger RNA from Drosophila miranda, 734 nucleotides. Its product is annotated as DNA-binding protein RFX2-like. NCBI's taxonomy places the organism in Eukaryota, Metazoa, Arthropoda, Insecta, Diptera, Drosophilidae. Bases 343 to 687 code for a protein of 114 amino acids. The transcript has 2 exons. Gene Ontology annotation, biological process: regulation of transcription by RNA polymerase II. The record is from RefSeq and is a predicted model, not a curated record. Gene Ontology annotation, molecular function: RNA polymerase II cis-regulatory region sequence-specific DNA binding; DNA-binding transcription factor activity, RNA polymerase II-specific.